AGUGUCUGUCUGUCUGUCAUAUCUAUUUCUCGGACAGCCGCCUCUCAGCCACUGCUUCUGUACACCUCUGGACUCCAAAAUUUCAACCUCAACUCAACCUCUUCUCUGACAGCAAUACCUUCAAAAUUAAAAAUUAAAACAACCUUUUCUUCUUCUUCUUCUUGAUGUUUCUCCUCCUUAUCUAAUCCAAUCCUCACCUGCAAUUGCUUCAAGCUUUGAUUUUGUUACAGGGAGAAAAAAAUGGCUGGAAAAUCGAACAAGACAAGGGGCAGGAAAGGGUCGCAUAAUGCUUCCAGUUCUUCCAAUCAUGCUGAACCGUCGGCCCAAUCUGAUGUUCCUGCAAAGCAUAAUGUGGAAGGUCCAUCAGAAUCUGCAAAAGCUGAUGCUGCUGAAGUUCCUGCUGCCAGUGAUUCAACUAAUGCCAAUCCUGAGGUGAAGGAGAAUGAUGCAGAAAAUGAUGGAAGCGAACUAAAGCAAGGUGAUCUUCACCUUUACCCUGUUACAGUCAAAGCACAAACUGGAGAGAAGCUUGAGCUUCAGUUGAAUCCAGGUGAUUCUGUUAUGGAUAUUAGACAGUUCCUUCUUGAUGCUUCAGAAACAUGUUUUAUUACAUGCUAUGACUUGCUGCUUCACACAAAGGACGGGUCCACCCACCACCUCGAAGAUUAUAACGAAAUUUCUGAGGUAGCUGAUAUUACCACUGGAGAUUGCACCUUGGAAAUGGUUCCUGCGAUAUAUGAUGAUAGAUCUAUAAGGGCUCAUGUUCACCGAACUAGAGAGCUGCUUUCGCUUUCUAAUGUCCAUGCUUCACUAUCCACAUCACUUACCCUACAGAAUGAUAUAGCACAAAAUAAAGUUGCAAAUUCAGGAGAUACUUCGAAACCUGAGGUUCCUGAGCUUGAUGGACUUGGUUAUAUGGAGGAUGUCUCUGGUUCAUUGGGGAAUUUGUUAUCAUCCCCUUUGAAAGAUAUUAAAUGCGUAGAGAGCAUAGUAUUUUCAUCCUUUAACCCCCCUCCGAGCUAUAGAAGGCUUGUCGGAGAUUUGAUUUAUUUAGAUGUGGUAACUCUCGAGGGUAAUAAAUUUUGUAUUACUGGGAGUACAAAACUUUUCUAUGUCAAUUCAAGCUCAGCAAACUCUCUUGAUCCAAGGCCAAGUAAGGCCACUUUUGAAGCAACUACUCUUGUCGUACUCUUACAGAAGAUUAGUUCCAAGUUCAAGAAAGCUUUCCGGGAAAUAUUGGACGGUAGAGCUGCUGCCCAUCCUUUUGAAAAUGUGCAAUCUUUGUUGCCGCCUAAUUCGUGGCUUGGGCCAUAUCCCGUUCCUGAUCACAGACGUGACGCGGCUAGAGCUGAGAAUGCCUUGACUCUUUUGUAUGGCAGUGAGCCAAUUGGUAUGCAAAGAGACUGGAAUGAGGAAUUGCAAUCUUGUAGAGAAUUUCCUCAUACAACUCCACAGGAGAGGAUAUUACGGGAUCGGGCACUUUAUAAAGUGACAUCAGACUUUGUUGAUGCAGCCAUCAAUGGUGCUGUUGGAGUGAUCAGUGGCUGCAUUCCCCCAAUAAACCCAACCGAUCCAGAAUGCUUUCACAUGUAUGUGCACAACAACAUAUUCUUCAGUUUUGCUGUUGAUGCUGACCUUGAGAAGCUGUCAAAGAAACAUGUAGAUGCUAGUUUGAAAGCAUGUGGCACUGUGCAAAGUUCUGAUAAAUCGUCUUAUAAUCCACCUCUUGGAGAAAGUCGUCAGGUUCCCAAUGGGGGGAAAGAUGAUGGUUCAGUUUCAGAAGAACUUGUUAAUGGCACAGAAAUCACUGCCGAUGGUUCAACUGAAACUCAGUUGGCUGAGAGCGAACAGGCAACAUAUGCUUCUGCAAACAAUGAUUUGAAAGGGACCAAAGCCUACCAGGAAGCUGAUGUCGCUGGGCUGUAUAAUCUUGCUAUGGCUAUAAUUGACUACAGGGGCCAUAGAGUGGUUGCUCAGAGUGUUUUACCUGGCAUUCUUCAAGGGGACAAGUCAGACUCUCUCUUGUAUGGCUCUGUUGAUAAUGGAAAGAAAAUUUGCUGGAAUGAAGAAUUUCAUUCUAAGGUUGCAGAUGCAGCCAAACGCCUUCAUUUGAAGGAACAUUCGGUCCUUGAUGGAUCUGGAAAUGCUUUCAAAUUAGCUGCACCUGUGGAAUGCAAGGGAAUUGUUGGUGGCGAUGACCGGCAUUAUCUUCUUGAUUUGUUGAGGGUGACUCCUCGGGAUGCAAACUAUACUGGACCUGGUUCUCGAUUUUGUAUCUUGAGACCAGAAUUAAUUACUGCCUAUUGCCAGGCCCAAGCAGUGGAGACAUCAAAAUCUAAGGAGACAACUUCUCAAGAGGCUUCUAAUGUGGCUGCAGAUUCUGAAAAUGCUGCUGAAGCUGACAAAGCGGACAUUACAAAGGAAGAGAAAACAGUGACUAAGGAAGAGAAAACGGGGGAUGCCAAAGAGCUUGUUUCGGCAUCUGAUGAGGCUUCAGAUUGUCGUGAGGAAAUUGUUUUUAAUCCUAACGUUUUCACUGAAUUCAAAUUGGCUGGGGAACCCGAGGAAAUAGCAGCUGAUGAGGAUAAUGUGAGGAAAGUUAGUCUAUAUCUUACUGAUGUUGUGCUUCCUAAGUUUGUACAAGAUCUAUGCACACUUGAAGUUUCACCUAUGGAUGGCCAGACAUUAACCGAAGCACUCCAUGCUCAUGGAAUUAAUGUUCGCUAUAUUGGCAAAGUGGCUGGAGGUACUAAACAUCUGCCUCAUCUAUGGGAUCUUUGUAAUAAUGAAAUUGUUGUGAGAUCUGCAAAGCAUGUUAUCAAGGAAUUGUUGAGAGAAACAGAGGAUCAUGAUCUUGCAUUGGCUGUAUCUCAUUUCUUGAACUGCCUAUUUGGAAAUUGUCAAGCAUCCGGUGGAAAAGUUACUCCUAAUGGUGCACAAUCCAAAACUCCCAAGAAGGAACAUGCUGGGCAUCGAUCUACAGGAAAGAAAGGGCAAGCACGAUGGAAAGGCAGGACAUCUUUGAGGAAGAGUCAACCUUUAUACAUGAAUAUGAGCUCUGAAGCCUUAUGGUCAGAAAUUCGAGAAUUUGCAAUGGUCAAAUAUGAGUUUGAGUUGCCAGAGGAUGCAAGGUCACGUGUAAAGAAAAUUUCUGUUCUACGUAAUUUUUGUCAGAAGGUUGGUAUAUCUGUUGCAGCUCGUAAAUAUGAUCUUAAUUCUGCAACGCCUUUCCAAACAUCAGAUGUCUUGGAUCUCUGUCCAGUGGUCAAGCAUUCAGUUCCCACCUGUUCUGAAGCCAAAGAACUAGUAGAAACAGGAAAGCUUCAAUUAGCUGAGGGAAUGCUCAGUGAAGCCUACACAUCAUUUUCAGAGGCGUUCUCAAUUCUACAACAGGUUACUGGCCCUAUGCAUCGUGUGGUUGCCAACUGCUGUCGGUAUCUUGCCAUGGUUUUAUAUCAUGCUGGAGACAUGGCUGGGGCUAUAAUGCAACAGCAUAAAGAACUAAUAAUAAAUGAACGUUGUCUUGGUUUAGAUCAUCCCGAUACUGCACACAGGUAUUCCCUGCUCUCAAUCUUUUUGGUUAAUCUGUAUAAUGUUUUACUAUUUCUGUAUUUUUUUAGUCCUUGUAUUUUUACAUUAUUUAACUGUAAAUCAAGGGAAGAUUUAAAUGAGAAGUUGGAUCUGACAUGUUUUGGAAAUACAUGGUGUGCUACUUUUAUCAAUGUUGCAAUGAUGUAUCAGGACAUAGGAAAGAUGAACACAGCUCUUCGAUAUCUGCAAGAAGCAUUGAAGAAAAAUGAGAGGCUUCUUGGUGAAGAACAUAUUCAAACUGCAGUUUGUUAUCAUGCUCUUGCCAUUGCAUUUAAUUGUAUGGGUGCUUUCAAGCUUUCUCACCAGCAUGAGAAGAGAACAUAUGAUAUACUUGUCAAACAACUUGGUGAAGACGAUUCAAGGACGCGUGACUCACAAAACUGGAUGAACACAUUCAAGAUGCGUGAGCUGCAGACAAAUGCCCAAAAGCAGAAAGGUCAAGCUCUGAAUGCAGCUUCAGCUCAGAAAGCUCUUGAUAUCUUAAAGGCGCACCCUGAUUUGCUACAUGCAUUCCAAGCUGCUGCUGUUGCUGGAGGAUCUGGAAGUUCAGGUGCCUCUGCCAACAAGUCCCUAAAUGCUGCAGUAAUGGGUGAGGGUCUCCCAAGAGGAAGGGGAAUCGAUGAAAGGGCUGCGCGUGCAGCUGCAGAAGUCAGGAAGAAGGCUGCAGCAAAGGGUUUGCUACUACGACCACAUGGUGUGCCAGUGCAAGCCAUGCCACCCCUUACCCAACUUAUGAACAUUAUAAAUUCAGGCAUGACCCCGGAUAGCGGGGCAAGCGGUAACGCAGAGGGAGCAAAUGAAACAAAUGAUGUUCCUUCAACCGAUGCAGUGGAUGGCAAGAAAGACCAGUCACUACCUAAGCCAGAAGCCCCUGUUGGAUUAGGCAAGGGGUUGUCAUCAUUGGAUGCCAAGAAACAAAAGCCAAAACCAAAGGCUGGCGCUUGAAAUUUUGUAACAUAUAUAAGAUUUCCCUUGUUUCGAGCUUAGAAAUUCUUUUUGAGCUGCUUGGGUUGACUAGUAACCUUUUUUUCCUGUGUUUUCACUCCCUUUUUCAUAUGGGCUCCGUAUAAGGCAUCCAUGGUGAUAGGUGAAUGAAGGUGAGGUGCUUGUGAUAUCAGCACAAUUUUUUUUCCUCCUUUUUCAUCUGAUUAUUUAAUGAGAAUUUUCUAGUAAACUAAACGAUUAGCAUAUAUAGGGUAAUAAUUGUUUCAUUUUGAUGAAAUUUCUUGUAUUUGUAACCAAAUUUGGUUGUCAAUAGAAUUUAGACAAAUUCAGUGCAUAAUACAAAAUUUGUAGAAGAUUUUGAUCGCGGAAUCUGUGGAAAAACAAUAUCUUGGGAAAUGUUUA
Molecule: messenger RNA, 4938 nt
Organism: Arachis stenosperma
Lineage: Eukaryota; Viridiplantae; Streptophyta; Magnoliopsida; Fabales; Fabaceae
Product: clustered mitochondria protein-like
Exons: 30
Coding region: 241-4536 (1431 amino acids)
Biological process (GO): organelle organization
Cellular component (GO): cytoplasm
Molecular function (GO): protein binding
Source: RefSeq, a predicted model, not a curated record